Messenger RNA from Oncorhynchus mykiss (rainbow trout), 2200 nucleotides. RefSeq names its product solute carrier family 25 member 53. NCBI's taxonomy places the organism in Eukaryota, Metazoa, Chordata, Actinopteri, Salmoniformes, Salmonidae. Gene Ontology annotation, cellular component: mitochondrion. The record is from RefSeq and is a predicted model, not a curated record. Gene Ontology annotation, molecular function: NAD transmembrane transporter activity.
CAGCUAUGGAAAUACCUCGUACGGGACUAUUAUUUAAAGAAUUUGUAAGAAGUUGGGAUUAAUAAAUAUAGAUACAGUGAGAUAUGAUAACCUUGUCUAAUUCCUCUCUUUGACUCAAAUCUAGGUGAGGUGCCAUGUUUCAGUUUGAUAGAGCAGUUACCAUUCGUAUAGAGCCAAUAGCCUUACAGAAAGGGAGUGGAUGAGGAACUGAUGAUCUAUUGUGUAUUUAACCACACCGGCAACUUGGAUGCAAUAGGUGGUUUCCUCCUGAAAAGAAUCAGUGGCACAACCUCUUCCAGAUCACAAUAGGCCUACUUGGAUAUUAUGUUUAAAUUGUGUUAUUAUGUUCUAAUUUGGUUAUUAUGAGCUAAAAGAGAAAGGAUUUCCUUAUUACUAAAGUAAAUUCUAAAACUGCAGGCAUUUCAACAGUGGCGCCCACAGCAACAGGGAGCCAGGGAGACCAAACCCCCUACUUUAAUUUUGAACUACAACUGCGACUUUAUUCGCAACAUUUUGACUUGAUUCUUAAAAUUACAUUUCGAGUAUAUUCUCGAAAUAUUGCCACUUUAUUGUCGAAAUAUUGCCACAUUUUUAAAGUACAUCGCCUCACCUUGCCCGUAUACCUAUUUAAGCGAUCCGCCUACAACCCUGUCUUCUGUGACAAACGCUCCCUGCACGACAUUAAUUGAUAAGUAAUGCUGUCCAAUCGACGGAGACCAGCCGUAGAAAUCCAUCCAAUGGUAAUUUUAGGAGGGGCGGGAUCCUCAACCCCGCAAUGACAAGAUUGACAGUGUUGUAAUUCAUUAUUUUUAACCCGAUACAACGCACAUUUAUUUUGUUUAUAUUUUCCAAAUCGUUAUUUUGGCCUUAGUCAUUUUGCCUGACAUUUUAAAAGAAGCGAGGUCGUUAAGGGAAAUACGAUUUGUUUAUUUUUUUGUCUAAAUGUGUUGGUUUCAUUUCGCUUGCGCGGUCUUAAAACUGCAUUUUUUGUAAAUGCUUUCGAUGGAUUUGCAAUCUGCAGAUUGAUUGAUUCCGACUAGGCUAAAUAUAGACAAUCAUCUGUGGGCUAAACAGUCGUUUUAGGUGUUCUGUGAUGGGGCAGGGUCCUGGACAUAACCAUGAAGUCCUCAGGAAGAACACUAUGGUUUGGCUCCCCAGCUUCCUGCAUGGUGGGACUUCCAGCCUGGUGUCCACUCUCACCACCUUCCCCAUCUACAAGAUCGUGUUCCGCCAGCAGCUUCACAGCACCGUAGUCAGCCAGGCGAUAGGCCAACUCAGGAAGGAGGGUUUCCUGAAGCUCUACAGGGGGGUGGUGCCCCCUCUACUGAUGAAAACCCUGAAUGGGACACUACUUUUCGGGAUACAUGACACUUUCCUCCACUGUCUCUCCUCCAUCACCAACCCCUGCGGUGUCAUCCCUCUCCCCGCGUUACCAGCUGUGGCCGGGCUCGGCACAGGCAUCGUGGAGGCCUUGGUGUUCACGCCAUUUGAGCGUGCGCAGAAUGUGUUGCAGAACGGGGGCAACGACCGCAGCCUGCCCACCCUGAGGAGUGUGUUGGCCCGGCUGGGGGCAGAGAGGCUGGGGUCGGGGUACUACAGAGCUUUCAUCCCCAUACUGGCCCGUAACACCCUGGGAAGCUGCAUCUACUUCGGUCUGAAGGACCCUGUCAGUGCUGCUCUGAGGGAGAAGGGGCUUCCUCCUAUGGCCUCAUCCUUCCUGUCAGGAAUGAUAAUCAGCUCCAUGGCGAUCAACCUGCCCCUGUAUCCUCUGUCUGUGCUGGUGGUCAACAUGCAGGCUGGGGUGGUGGGUGAGGCAGCGGGGGUGAGGGGGAGCUGGAAGGCACUGUGGGAAGGUCAGCUGAAGAGGAGCGUCCCCCUGCUGUACCGUGGAGGUUCCCUGGUUAUCCUCAGGAGCUGUAUCAGCUGGGGAAUCACAACAGCCAUCUACGACCAACGCUCCGCACACUGAAACACAACACCUCAUUGCUCCAUUCCAGACAAGGUCUGCGUCACAAAUUGCACCCUAUUCCCUUUGCAGUGCAAUUUGGGAAGCACCCAGGAAGAACUUCUCAAACUUUCUCGUCUCUCUCUCUCUCUGUCUCUCUCUCUUUGUCUUUCUCUCUCUUUUGCUUCCUCUCUCUUUCGCUUCCUCUCUUUCGCUUCCUGUCUCUCUCUCUCUCUUUCUCUCUCUCUCUCUUUC